CUCGGCUCGGGUUCCAGCCCCAGCUCCUGCCCGCUCGCCGGAGACCGCAGGCGGAUCGGAUAGGGACCCAUGAUGCUGAGCUGCAGCCGCUCCUGUGCUUGUAGCCAUGGCAGCAAUGCUGAGGAGAGCAAGUGGUAUGGAGUCCGCUCCUAUCUGCACCUCUUCUAUGAAGACUGUGCAGGUACUGCACUCAGCGACGACCCUGAAGGACCCCCGGUCCUGUGUCCCCGCCAGCCCUGGCCCUCGCUCUGCUGGAAGAUCAGCCUGUCCUCAGGGACUCUACUCAUGCUGCUGGGUAUAGCAGCCCUGACCACUGGCUAUGCGGUGCCCCCCAAGAUGGAGACGGUCAGCGAUGGCAGGUUUCCCACGCUGGAUGCGCGGGCAGCCGACUACAACCGGGCCUUGAGCACUUGCCGUCUGGCAGGCACGGCGCUCUGUGGGGCGGCUGGGAUCCUGCUAGCCGCCUGCCUCUUCUGGGCCAUGACGGGCUGGAUGAGCCAGGACACCAAGGCAGAGCCCUUGGACACCGAAGCCGACAGCCAUGUGGAAGUCUUCAGGGAUGAGCCCGAGCAGCUGUCCCCCAUCUUCCACGAUGCCAGCGGUCAGUCUUGGUUCUCCACACCCACCAGCCCCUUUGGGCCGUCUUCGGUCCAGACCAUCCAGCCCAAGCGGGACUCUUGAGCACAGAAGCUCAAGGAGGAGCCUGAAGCCUCCUCCCCAGCACUUCUCACCCCCCACCCCAACUUCUCCUUUCGCCGGACCCUUCUCUUCAAGUCCCCCCCACCAAGGCCCAACUCUGUAUCCACUCUGGAGCCCCAGUCCCAGCC
Messenger RNA from Perognathus longimembris pacificus (Pacific pocket mouse), 827 nucleotides. RefSeq names its product neurensin 2 (gene Nrsn2). Gene Ontology annotation, cellular component: neuronal cell body; neuron projection; transport vesicle. NCBI's taxonomy places the organism in Eukaryota, Metazoa, Chordata, Mammalia, Rodentia, Heteromyidae. Gene Ontology annotation, biological process: nervous system development. The coding region runs from base 70 to 681 and encodes 203 amino acids. The record is from RefSeq and is a predicted model, not a curated record. The transcript is spliced from 3 exons.